GUUGUAAAAAUACGGCGUGACAAUAGAAAAUAUUGCGGUUUGAAGAACAUUGCGGCAUUGAUACUUGACAGUGUUCGCCGGACCGCCACAACGUGCAGACGUGUCGCGGCCUCACUCCACAUACCGCAGACAUACACGCGGAGCAAGCUCAAUCCGGGAAAUACAAGGAAAUCAACAAUUGAUAGACACGAAACAAACCAACCCGUGUAUGUUGCGAUUUAUCAAACAAAUCUGCACCAUGAAACCACCGACAAACGCCGCUCUGCUGCAUGAUGUCGACAUUCCAACGAAGAAGGCCACCUUCGGAAUGGGGUGUUUCUGGUCGAACGAUUCCCUGUUCGGAGUCACGCCAGGCGUCAUACGGACAAGAGUCGGCUACUCCGGUGGAACUACUAAAAGCCCGCAUUAUAGAAACAUUGGAGACCACACGGAAGUGAUAGAAAUAGAUUUCGAUCCUAAGAGCGUCACGUAUGAAGACUUGUUGGAGAUGUUUUGGGCUAACCACGAGUAUGGUCUAACUACUAAGUUGAAAAGACAGUACCAAUCCAUGAUAUUAUACCACGACGAGGAGCAGCGGAUAGCAGCCGAAGCGUCCCAUAAAGAGAUGCAAGUUCGUUGCAACGGACAGUUGAGAACUGAAAUCGCACCUGCAGGAACUUUUUAUCCAGCUGAAGACUAUCACCAAAAAUACAGAUUGCAAGGUCACAAAGAUUUGUGCCGCAGCCUUGGCCUAGAUUCUUCGAAGUUGCAAACAUCACAUUUGGCGGCAAGACUCAAUGGCUACCUCGUGGGAAUUGGCGGGAAAACGCAAUUCGAACAAGAAGUCGUGCGAUUGGGUUUGACAGAGAAACAAGCAGAAUAUGUGCGAAGAGAGUUAGAAAGGAACGAAGGUGGUGGACUCGCUUGCUAAAUGUUUUAGUAAUUCCGUAUAGAUAUACGAUUAAUUAUAUUUCUCUCUAUUUUUUUUUAAUGGAUGCAGAUUGCAAAUAAGACUCAGAUCUGAAGAAAAUUUUUUAAGGCGUUUAUUUUCAAUGUUUUUUACGCAAAUUUAAUUAUCAGUAUAUUUAAUAUGAAAAUAGUAGUAAUGUUUUAUAGAUCUGGGUCUUAUAAAUUUCGCUUUUAAAAUUAAUUAAGUAAAAUAUAUUUCAUUGCGAAAUACGAUUGUAUAACAUUUUAACUUUUUGAUAAAUUUUUGAAUACUAUAUCAGUAUAUUUUCUUUCCUCUUCUAACACAAUGGUAAAGAAAAAGAAGUAUUUUGUACUUGUCCAUUCCACGUCCUUUUUCAGGGGAUUUUUGUUAAGUUUUCGUUCCUUGUAUGGUUUAUUUAAGUAAUACAGUAUUGUAACAGAAAAAUUAAUGAUUGCACGUGAUUUGAAUUUGAUUACUUAGUUAAGAUUUUUCAAAUUUUAAAUCAUUAUUUUUGAGACAAGAUAAUUGGAAUUGUGGUUACACUAGUAGAUUAUAUUUUUAAUAGUUAAGGAAUUUAUGUACCUACACACUACAUAAAAGUAUUUUUAGAGAA
Messenger RNA from Colias croceus (clouded yellow), 1523 nucleotides. RefSeq names its product peptide methionine sulfoxide reductase (gene MsrA). NCBI's taxonomy places the organism in Eukaryota, Metazoa, Arthropoda, Insecta, Lepidoptera, Pieridae. The record is from RefSeq and is a predicted model, not a curated record. Gene Ontology annotation, molecular function: peptide-methionine (S)-S-oxide reductase activity. The coding region runs from base 209 to 910 and encodes 233 amino acids. The transcript is spliced from 5 exons.